AGACGGCGUGCACAUGCGCAGUUCGACACGAGAGGACCCUUAGACCCGAUGACGUGUUUGUACGCGUGAGUUUAUCUAGUAUGAACGGGGACUUCUGUUGGAGAAUCAGUUUUAGCCGGUCUUUGAUACUGUCCUGUCUUUUGUAUUACUCUGAACAUGCCAUGGGUUUGGUAGAACCUCCAGCACCGUAGGUGGCAGCACUGGGCCAUAAACUAGUAUACUUACCAAAACAAAACCACCAUCGAAGUACUGGAUUAUGAAGUGGACUUGUUAUGGGUCAGGAAGAGGACGUUCAUGAACAAAUCAUAGUUUAAUAACGUUACAAAGGUGACAAAUCGUUCCGUCGAUGGAUCUAAAUGAAGAUAGUGUUAAUGCGAUGUGCACCCGGAUAUGCUUGUGUGUUCUCUGCGGUUUACCUGCAGCAGGAAAGUCCACGCUUGCACAGGCGGUCAACUCUCACUCUGCACAACGAGGAUGGAGGUCCGCUGUCAUUUCUUACGACGACCUGAUUCCCGGUGACGCUUUCAAUGUGAAGGAAGUCGAGGAUGAGGAGGAUAUUCCGCGAUCACAGACGCAGACUGAAUGGAAAUGUCACAGACAAGCGGUGCUGCGGUGUGUUGAACAGUUCCUACAGAGUCCCACAGAGCAGCUACCACCAAUCAUCUACCAGAUCAACAGGGAUGCCCGUAGUCGUCUCCUUCAUGCCGCUCAGUUCUGCGGGACACCGGCGGGCUCUUCUCAGGUCUGCGGGACACCGGCGGGCUCUUCUCAGGUCUGCGGGACACCGGCGGGCUCUUCUCGGGUCUGCGGGACACCGGCGGGCUCUUCUCGGGUCUGCGGGACACCGGCGGGCUCUUCUCGGGUCUGCGGGACACCGGCGGGCUCUUCUCAGGCGUACCCAUCACCUUCAGAUCGACCACCGCCGCCACUCGUCAUUUUGCUGGACGACAACUUCUACUAUCCAAGCAUGAGAUACGAGGUGUACCAACUGGCCAAACACUCUGUGGGAUUCUGUCAGGUGUACGUCCACUGUCCCGUGGAGUCGUGUGUCAGGAGAAACCAGCUGAGGCCCCAGCCGUUACCCAGUGAUGUUAUAGUAGAGAUGGCCAAGCGCAUGGAGCCUCCAAACCCUCAGAGAAACUCAUGGGAGCAGAACAGUGUCACUCUGGACAGCGAACACCACUUCACCAUAGAAUACAUCCAAAGGUUGGUGAAGGUGAUCUCUACUGCGUUGGAGAACCCACUGAGUCCAGUCCAGGACAACACUGAGCAGGAGGAGGCUGACCGUCAAAGCUGUGUGUCCAGUGUGGUCCACCAGGCUGACCAGGCCUGCAGACGCCUGGUCUCACAGGCCAUGCAGGAGGCCAGAGAACAUCAACUUCCCCCAGAGAGGAUGAGGUCUCUGGCAGCCGACUUCAAUGAAUCCAAAACCAGAUUUCUCCAGGACCUGCGGAGACAAGUUCUCCACGGCCUUCCCUUAACCCAGGGAGAGGGCGUGGAGGUGGAGCGGGUUGUGAACAGAGCCGUGGAGGUGGAGCGGGUUGUGAACAGAGCCGUGGAGGUGGAGCGGGUUGUGAGCAGAGCCGUGGAGGUGGAGCGGGUUGUGAACAGAGCCGUGGACGUCUUCAACAAAGAGAAACAGGAUCUCAUUGCAAAAUACCUUCCUCCUUAUGACAGAAUAAAAUGACACAGAUAACGAGGGAUAGAUGAUAGCUAUUAUGUAACUUUCAUUGAUUCUAUGUAAAUAGUCAUACAUAUUGACGUUAGUAAUUACAUUUCUAUAUUUUUCUGACAAAAUGUCCAACUGGAACCAAGCAAGGUGGAACCAAGCAAGGUGGAACCUAGCAAGGUGGAACCUAGCAAGGUGGAACCUAGCAAGGUGGAACCUAGCAAGGUGGAACCUAGCAAGGUAGAACCUAACAGGGUGGAAAUGUGGAGGCUAACUUAGCCAUAGCACUGGGUGGAACCUAGCAAGGUGGAAAUGUGGAGGCUAACUUAGCCAUAGCACUGGGUGGAACCUAGCAAGGUGGAAAUGUGGAGCUUAACUUAGCCGUAGCACUGGGUGGAACCUAGCAAGGUAGAAAUGUGGAGGCUAACUUAGCCGUAGCACUGGGUGGAACCUAGCAAGGUAGAAAUGUGGAGCUUAACUUAGCCGUAGCACUGGGUGGAACCUAGCAAGGUGGAAAUGUGGAGCUUAACUUAGCCGUACCACUGGGUGGAACCUAGCAAGGUAGAAAUGUGGUGGCUAACUUAGCCGUAGCACUGGGUGGAACCUAGCAAGGUGGAAAUGUGGUGGCUAACUUAGCCGUAGCACUGGGUGGAACCUAGCAAGGUGGAAAUGUGGAGGCUAACUUAGCCGUAGCACUGGGUGGAACCUAGCAAGGUGGAAAUGUGGAGCUUAACUUAGCCGUAGCACUGUGAGUGAUCAAGAUCCAGCUGGCAUGAUGGUGAACACUUGAAGAUACGUUUUUACUGUUCUGUCAAACACAAUUUGAAAUGAUCAAAUGUUCAUCUCAUGUAGCCGAACAGCCGGGGACAUUUUAAGAGUGAGACCAAACUGACUAACAUCAUGAAACAUUAAAAUGUAGAUGUAAACCGAGUGUUGAUACUUCAUGUAGCGUAGCGCUGUUAUGGACACUUCCUGAUUGUGAUGUCAUCAUCCACUGAAAACAAAAUGGUCAAAAAAUGCAAAUAAAAUUCCCAUUGAGAUCGA
Messenger RNA from Oncorhynchus tshawytscha (Chinook salmon), 2713 nucleotides. RefSeq names its product L-seryl-tRNA(Sec) kinase (gene pstk). The record is from RefSeq and is a predicted model, not a curated record. Gene Ontology annotation, molecular function: kinase activity; tRNA binding. Lineage: Eukaryota; Metazoa; Chordata; Actinopteri; Salmoniformes; Salmonidae.